This is a messenger RNA of Mucor mucedo, 1904 nucleotides long. Its product is annotated as HotDog domain-containing protein. Gene Ontology annotation, molecular function: thiolester hydrolase activity. The coding region runs from base 361 to 1773 and encodes 470 amino acids. NCBI's taxonomy places the organism in Eukaryota, Fungi, Mucoromycota, Mucoromycetes, Mucorales, Mucoraceae. The transcript is spliced from 7 exons. The record is from RefSeq and is a predicted model, not a curated record.
GGGUGAGUGUCAUUUUAUUGUAUUAUUGUUUACAUAUUGCGACAAUCCAGCCUUUUUUGGAGACUGAACAUAGAAUCCAGCACAUAAAUGAGGGAAAUUUUUUUUUAGCGUGCAUAUAAUUUGGCCACUGAUUGGAUAUUGUUACAUCUCGUUGUAUAAAUUAAUUUUAUAUAAUAAAACAAGGAAGAGGACAUGCAAUCAGUUCGUAUUCCCACCAACAUAAUGGAUUUCUCACAUGCACUUGGAAUAAAUAAGCAUCAUGCUAUAAUUUUCGUUCCCGCCACAGUCACAGGCAAAGCACUUUGCAUUUUUAUAAAAAGCGGAAGCCUCCUGCGGUUAUCGUUUCAAUAAUAAUUUAUCAUGCCUUCUUCUGCAUACGAUUCAGCUUUUGAACAUGUCCGACAAAUGUGGAUACGAAGUGUACUAUUUGUCACGCAGCCCGUCUUUCAAAGACUGAUGCCCGAUCCUUACACACAAGCGGGCAAUGUACGUGUUGAUGCAAAACCAGCACAUGCUAGUCGCAUCACAAUGACUGAGAUCAUCUCGCCUGCCCAAUGUAACAUAAAAGGUUAUGCUUAUGCUGGAACUAUUUUGGGAUGGAUUGAUAUUGCUGCAGGAAUCGCAGCCAAACGUCACGCAGCAUGUCCUUCUGUAACCCGUUCUGUUGAUGAUGUCGCAUUUUUACAUUCUGUAAAAGUGGGUGAUAUUGUAUCUAUUCAAGCAUCGGUUAAUAAAUCGUGGAAGACAUCUAUGGAAGUGGGUGUAAAAGUAGAAGCAGAAAGCCCAUUAUCGAAUAAGAAAUUUUUUGUGGCUCACGCUUAUCUUACAUUUGUGGCACUUUCUCCCCGUCCUUCCGCAAAGACACAUCUUGGCAGAAUGCUUUCAGCGGGAUUUCAAACAGUCAUGGUACCUGAAUUACUACCUUUAUCUAUUAUGGAAAAUAAACGUUUUGAAAUGGCCGAAAAAAGAAGACAAGCAAGAUUCACCCAAAAAAAGCCGAAUCACCAAGCGAUUAGAAAUGAAAUGAAGGAAUGGUCUCAGGGACUAAGAGAAAAGGCGGAUGCGGAUGCACCCAUCAAGAGACACCCGGGUUAUUUUCCUAGUGGACGCUCUUCACCAAACAGAGAUACAAGUGCUGAUGAAGAUGAGGAAGACGAAGAUAUUGUCUUGUUGGCUAGAAAAAGGCAUCGAAGGUUCUCACAAGACCCAAGAAUGACACAACAAAUUAAAGAGAGACCAAUGGACUAUACCUUUGCGGAGGUAGUGGAGUUGGUAAUGCCUCAACAUGCUAAUACAUUGAGUAUCACCUUUGGAGGUCAAAUUAUGGCAUGGAUGGAGACGUGUGCUAUUGCUAGUGCAAGUAGACUUGCAAAGGCGUACCUAUUAACUGCUAGUAUCGAUAGUUUGAAUUUUAUUACUAGUUCUGGUGUAGGUGAUGUAGUAACAAUACGGUCGGUAGUGUCGAGGUCAUUUAUUUCGUCCAUGGAAGUAUAUGUCAGCGUAGAAGCAGAAAACCUAUUGACAGGUGAAAUUAAGUUUACAAAUGAUGGCUUUUUCACAAUAACGGCGGUAGAUGAUGAUAAUAUCCCCGUCAUUAUACCAAGGGCGAUUCCUCAAACAGAAUCUGGAUGUGAACUCUAUGAGAAGGGCUAUGAAAGAAGAUUAAGGCGUCUUGAACAACGUCAAGAGUUAAUAAACCUGGUCAAUUCUUCUCGUCACGGAAGUACUGAUGUGCCAGAAAUUCACAUUGAUGCAAGCCAUGAUUCAGACUAACAAAUUAAGCGGAGAUCUUUUCCUUGUUAAAGCGUCAAUCACAUAGACUGCUUUUUUUCUAUCCGUUUUAAAAAGCCACGGCCAUCUCCGAUUCUUCUCGCCUUUUUUAUUUAUUUAUUUAUUAUUUCACU